Messenger RNA from Salvelinus fontinalis (brook trout), 3074 nucleotides. Its product is annotated as hypermethylated in cancer 2 protein-like. The transcript has 2 exons. The record is from RefSeq and is a predicted model, not a curated record. The coding region runs from base 351 to 2093 and encodes 580 amino acids. Gene Ontology annotation, molecular function: RNA polymerase II cis-regulatory region sequence-specific DNA binding; protein binding; DNA-binding transcription factor activity, RNA polymerase II-specific. Gene Ontology annotation, cellular component: nucleus. NCBI's taxonomy places the organism in Eukaryota, Metazoa, Chordata, Actinopteri, Salmoniformes, Salmonidae. Gene Ontology annotation, biological process: regulation of transcription by RNA polymerase II.
UGGGUGAUACGCCUAGACCAGGUUCACAGUAUCUUAUCGCCUGCAUAUGGGAAACAUUAUUAGGCUACGCCGAGCUGCAUUGCGAAGGGGCUUCGUGUUGAAAAAUCCGACACUCCGCAAACCGCCAUGUAACACCGAAGAGGAAAGAGCCCGAUGUUGUCUCCCUUUCCUCCGCUCUUAUUUGGCUUCUAUUCAAAUUUGGGUCAGGGGUGAGAAAGCCCAACGUCACAAGCUUGCAACAUGGCGUCCCGAAGCCUGUGAGAUGAGCAAGAGGAUGGUAAAUUGAGAACGAUUCUACCGAUGUAAAAAGGUGUUGCCUGUGUAGGAAGAGAGAGAAAAGGAAGGUGGAAAUGGAACUGCCAAAUCAUGCCAAACAAAUACUACUGCAACUCAACCAGCAGAGGGCUAAGGGCUUCCUGUGUGACGUCAUCAUCGUGGUGGAGAACGCUCUGUUCCGAGCCCACAAGAACAUAUUAGCAGCCAGCAGUAUCUACUUCAAGUCCCUGGUUCUCCACGACAACCUCAUCAACCUGGACACAGAAAUGGUGAAUCCCUCUGUUUUCCGACAAGUCCUGGACUUCAUCUACACGGGGAAGCUCCUGUCCUCAUUGGACCAGAGUAGUGAGCAGAACUACAGUGCCCUCUUGACCGCAGCCAGCUACCUCCAGCUCCAUGACCUCGCCGCGAUGUGCAGGAAGAAGCUCAAGCGAAGCGGCGGCAAGCCUCUGCCGGGUAAACUCUCCACCUCGGGUCCGCUCAGCCGACUGCGCCUCAACAACGAGCACCUCUCGUCCUCCACCCUCACCGCCUCCCACAACCACUACAUCCUCGCCCCCUCCGACGCAGACCAGCCACAGCCCGAUGACGGCCUCCGGGACAAGCUCUCGGAUGAUGAGAUGUUCAUCGGGAGCACCGCCGGGAAGAAUGGGACCUGCGGGAGUGGUAGUAAUGGAAACCUCAGUAACGGUUUGAGCGGCAGGGAGACAGAUCUCGGGCUGGACCUGUCCAAGAAGAGCCCUCCAUCGGCGUGUACCACAACAGACGCACUCAGCCCUCACAGCAACUCCCAGGGUUCCCCUCAAUCUGCCUCAGUAUCCACAACCAACAGUGCCUCACUGGAUGAUUCCACCAUCACUCUGCCCGGUUUGGACACCACCGGCCCAGAGCCCAUGGAGCUCAUACCCACCCCCAAAGCCCCUGAAAACAGUCAGGCCCAUCCAGACGCUCCCCCACCUCGCAAGAGCUCCCGCCAGGUAGCCCGCAAGAAGGAGUGGCCCAAGAGAGAGGCUUCUGGUCUGAAGGCUGAGGAUCGUGACCCGCCCCUGGUCAAUGGUGUGAUUGUGGGACCUAAAGAGGGCCGCUCAUCCAGUGGCAUAGGUGGGGACAGCAGGUGCAGCUUUCCCUCAGACCAGUCCUUCCAGUGUAAAGAGGAGGAGGAAGGAGGGGAGAAUGGGCAGGAGCACAGUGACCAGAGCGGGCAUAGUGAUGGAGAGAGUGGAGGAGGAGGGCACCACAGCGCCAACUAUGUGUACCGGCAGGAAGGGUUUGAGCCAGCGUUUGGGGACAACUUGUAUGUGUGCAUCCCCUGUGGGAAGGGCUUUCCCAGCUCGGAGCAGCUCAACGCCCAUGUGGAGACGCACACAGAGGACGAGCUCUACAUCAAAGAGGAGGGAGGGGCCUUUGUGAAAGAGGAAGAGGCUGAGGACCUCUCGGCCCCCGUGGCUCCCACCACAUUCGGCAUCUCCGAGCCACGGCCCUUCAAAUGUACCGUAUGCAGUAAGAGCUACAAAGACCCGGCGACCCUGAGACAGCACGAGAAGAGCCACUGGCUGACCCGACCCUUCCCAUGUAACAUCUGCGGGAAGAUGUUCACCCAGAGAGGCACUAUGACGCGCCACAUGCGGAGCCACCUGGGCCUGAAACCAUUUGCAUGCGAUGAGUGUGGCAUGCGCUUCACACGCCAGUACCGGCUGACGGAGCACAUGCGCGUCCACUCGGGAGAGAAGCCGUACGAAUGCCAGUUGUGCGGUGGAAAGUUCACCCAGCAACGCAACCUCAUCAGCCACCUGAGAAUGCACACCUCACCCUCCUAAAACACAACAUCAAGCCAAAGAAUGCUUUUUCAUUUUUUCCCCACCUCACAACCAAACAAAUGCACAUGUACACUCAUGCAGAAACACAGGUACACACUCUCUCUCUCUCUCACACACACACACGUAAACAUAGAUGUCUAUACACAACCACCUGGCUUAGUGUGUGUAGUGGUUGUCCAGAGUCAGCAUGUGGCAGGAUGGUCAUGGAAAACAACCCCACCUCUGGAAGUCUAGAUGGGCAGUGUACCUCCCCUUCCCCCCUCUCUCUGAAGUCACCUAUGGUGGGUGUGAGGGCAUGGACCGGUGGUUGUUUCUCUUAGAUCUUGUAAAUGUGAAUGGGGUACUGCUGUAACCUCAGGCCCACCUCAUGCCUCUCAGUCCUAAUACACCCUCAACACCUUUACUUGGGAGUAUUUAGGCCUUUGACUUUUUCAAACUGAUCCCUUCUGGGGGUAUUCAGGGUUCCCUCUAUACUCCAACCUCAUUAGUCAAACAACUACGCCAUUCCUCCUUUUAAUUUAGACAGGUCUAAUAUUAUUCACUCUGUCAAUGAUGUACACUACAGGCAAUAAUUUCAAAGAAUGUGUUUUUGUUGUAACCAAACAGCAGCUACUGUAUAUGUCCAAUGCUAAUGUGAGUGAACCUGGAGAUAGUAGGGAUGUCUGCAUUAGGGUGGAGGGAUGUUGUUGGUCAUAUCCAUGCUUUACCUAAAAGUUUUAUGUCUGAGUUUCCAGAUGAGGGGCUCAAUUUAAUUUACUCCAGACACACACUCACCUUAAAGUCUCCACUCUACAGCUGGUCUCUGAGUAAGAGAAAGAGGGGAGGUGGGGUUAGUCAUUUUGCCCACGAAAGCUCAUCCUGGGAUACAAAAAAACUAAAUGGAGGUACUUGUUUUACUCAAAGAACCUGUAAUGUUUCUGUGAAUGUUUAAACUGGAAGGUCUUCGGAUGUUUCUUCUUGGGGAAGGGGGAUAUGGGGUGA